AUGAGCGUGGCUGAGAAACCUAACUCUAUCAUUGACAGUGAUAGCCAAAUGGAAGGCAUAGCUGUCGAGAGUAACAUAGUAAAUGUACCAGUAUCUUGUCCUAGUUACGUUGAUGAAUUAGGCCCUAACAUUUUGGAUAAGGAUGAGCUAGUCAAGUUGCAGAGAGAGGAUGAGACACUAACCAGAAUUUUUAAAUGUGAGCUGGAUGAUGAUCUCAAUGACAAGAAGACAGGACAAAAGGGUAAAAUGAAUCCAGAACAUUCUUUAGAAUUACCUUUGAAAGGUGAAACUGAAGAUGCAUUACCAUGCCUUUCCAUAAAUCAAGAAAACAGCAACAUGGCUGCCUUUAGUGAAACCAGUAAUGGUGACUUUUUGUCUAUCGAUCCAUUCAUGGACAUCAAAAUAGAGCCAGAGGUAUUCUGUGAGGCUAAUGAAGAUGGUGAUGAAUAUUCAUAUGAAAUGAAUUCUGUAGUGAAUGAAAAAGAUCCACCAACUUAUAAAAAGGAAGUAAAACAAGAAAGAAGGAAUAGUCACAGUGGAGAGAAGCCUUUCAGAUCCACUGACUGUGAUAAACCAUUUUACAAUAAAAUUAAUCUUACAAGUAAUAUCACAAAUGUUACCAAAGAGAGCACAUUCAUAUGCAGUGACUAUGGGAAAGCAUUUUCCACUAAACUAGGAUGUAGAGUUCAUAUGAGAAUACAUACUGGGGAAAAGUCAUUUAUGUGCAAGGAAUGUGGAAAAGCAUUUUCCAACCAAACAAAUCUUAGAGCUCAUUUGAGAAUCCAUGCUGGAGAAAAGUCAUUCAUGUGCAAGGAAUGUGGAAAAGCAUUUACCCAGAAAUCAAAUCUUACAUCUCAUAUGAGAAUCCAUACUGGAGAAAAGUCAUUCAUGUGCAAGGAAUGUGGAAAAGCAUUUUCCAGGAGAUCACAUCUUACAGGUCAUAUGAGAAUCCAUACUGGAGAAAAGUCAUUCAUGUGUAAGGAAUGUGGGAAAGCAUUUUCCUGUAAACAAACUCUUACAGCUCAUUUCAGACAACAUACUGGAGAAAAACCAUUUAUGUGCAAGGAAUGUGGGAAAGCAUUUUCCAGUAAACAUCAUCUUACAGCUCAUUUCAGACAACAUACAGGAGAAAAGCCAUUUACAAGAUAUUAUGGCUUUCUGUAUGACUAA
Molecule: messenger RNA, 1170 nt
Organism: Macrobrachium nipponense
Lineage: Eukaryota; Metazoa; Arthropoda; Malacostraca; Decapoda; Palaemonidae
Product: gastrula zinc finger protein XlCGF8.2DB-like
Exons: 3
Coding region: 1-1170 (389 amino acids)
Biological process (GO): regulation of transcription by RNA polymerase II
Molecular function (GO): DNA-binding transcription factor activity; RNA polymerase II cis-regulatory region sequence-specific DNA binding
Source: RefSeq, a predicted model, not a curated record